CCAUUUCUCCAGGAGGGGGGGUGAAGGCCCCCCAAAUAUGCAUAUAUGAAAAGUCCAAAAAGUAACCGUCACUGACAGGGAGUCUUAAGUAGAGAAGCAAACGAGACCAAACUGGCGGGCUCAGCGAAAGCGCCGCCGGCAGCGUCCCGGACGAGGAGGUACAGAGUUCCAAGGCUUUGGGCCGUCCUCUACUACUUUCCCAUGCCACAAGGAGAGAGCUGGAUGGGAGGUGGAAUAGCCGGGACAUGAACCUGUGCCCAAAUGGGAUCCUGAUGCAUGCAAGUUACAGCUCCCUGAGGACUUUUGUUCCUAUGAGUAAAGAUGUCUCUCGUGGACUUGGGGAAGAGGUUGCUAGAAGCAGCCAGAAAAGGCCAAGAUGAUGAAGUGAGAACAUUGAUGGCAAAUGGAGCUCCGUUCACCACAGACUGGCUUGGAACAUCACCCCUCCACCUUGCAGCCCAGUACGGUCAUUAUUCCACAGCAGAAGUGCUGCUUCGAGCGGGCGUAAGCAGGGAUGCCCGGACCAAAGUGGACAGGACCCCCUUGCACAUGGCUGCGGCCGAUGGACAUGCACACAUCGUGGAACUGCUUGUUAGGAAUGGUGCAGAUGUGAAUGCCAAGGACAUGCUGAAGAUGACAGCUCUGCAUUGGGCCACAGAGCACCACCAUCGAGAUGUGGUCGAGUUACUUAUCAAAUACGGAGCUGAUGUGCAUGCAUUCAGCAAGUUUGAUAAAUCCGCCUUUGACAUAGCGUUAGAGAAGGACAACGCCGAGAUUUUGGUUAUCCUCCAGGAAGCAAUGCAGAAUCAGGUGAACCCUGAUUCGGAGAGAGGAAACCCCAUGACUAACCCUGUGACCGUGGCAGCUCCGUUCAUCUUCACAUCAGGGGAGGUUGUUAAUCUUGCCAGCUUGGUUUCAUCAAACAACAGCAAAGCAACCUCAGCCAAUUCAGAGGAAAUUGUGGAGAGAAAUGCUGUUGACUCAUCAAUCCAGCCAGUGGUGGGGAGCGGUGGCGAGCGGGUCAUCGCCAUAGUGACUGACGGAGUCCCUCUGGGUAGUAUAAGAACUGCAAUCCCGACUGGAAGCAUUGGCCAGCCAUUUAUUGUAACAAUGCAGGAUGGACAGCAAGUUCUGACUGUGCCUGCUGGUCACGUGGUGGGGGAGACUGUGAUUGAAGAGGAGGAGGAGGAAGAAAAAGAGAAGCUGCCGUUAACAAAGAAACCAAAGAUCGAAGAGCUGACAGACAGUGUAGAGGACAGUAAGGAAGGCCGUGAGAGGGAGCUCCUGCAACAGCGGCUCCAGGAGGCCCACCGGCGAGCCCAGGAGUACCGACAGCAGCUUCUGCAGAAGGAGCAGGAGGCCGAGCAGUACCGGCUGCAGCUGGAGGCCAUAGCCCGGCAGCAGCCCAACGGAGUCGAUUCCCCCGUGGUCGAGGAGGUGGCUGAGGUGGAUGCUGUGGUCGUCAAUGAAGGCGAGGUCAAUGAAAGAGAAGCCCAAGUGACGAGGGUGGGAAAGACAGAGUCACAGCCUGCAAUGUCCUUGGAAACUGUUUCAUCUUAAUAUGCAGAUACACAGUUUGCACUGCAUUCAUCUUUUUACUCCGUUUUUAAGAAGAAAAAACAGAGGACAAAUAUAUAAAAAUUAAGAAUGUCCUUAGGAAGAAACUACAAUAGGGCACAAUUCUUGGUCUCAGGAAGGCUCUCUAUGCAACUGGAAUUCCAAGCCAUAUUUAGGGAACACUUCCUCAGUGAAUAAGGACCAAAUCCCAGCACACCCUGCUGCCUUAAGUGUAGACAUAAAGCCUGCUACAUGCCAUAGGUAGUUUUUUGUUUGUUUCUAAAUAACUGAUUUUCUAUCAAAAGAUUUUACACUCCUAAAUACACACAUACCGUCAAGUGACCUGAAAAUGUGCCUUAUGCUUAGGACGUGUGUCUGUUGGAGAGAUUACUGGGGAAGAAGAUGACAAGGAAGCUUUGGGCAAGAGGAAAGGCAUGCAUUCCACUGCCAAGGGGCAGGCAUUCCUCAUUCCUCUGAGUUCAUCUCACUGAAAAGAAAUUUGUGAUUGCCUGAAAAAUGUGUAUCAGUGUGUGUCCAAUGCCUCAGGUGCCAUUUUAAGACACUAAAAGUUUUUUAAAAGCUACAAGGGAAGAUCGCGUGUUUGUGUGGGAGAAGUGUCUCUAAAAUUCAGGUCCUGCAGGCUGUUUCCAGUGCUGGAAAGUGGCCAGAACGAGUCUGGUGGGACAGUCAUACAAAUUUUGCUCUGAGUGUGUUUUAUAAAGUCAGAAUCAUAAGGGUGAUCUGUUGUUAGGACAACUUGCUUCCAGACGUUGAUUUACGUAAUAUCACGCUUAACAUCUUCCAUUUUGUAAGUCUUUGUCGGGUUUUCACAGUGUCCUUCCUGGCAUGUGUGUGUGUUUUUGGGGAGUACUGUCUUUUAAUGCAGUGUUUUCUGAAUGUGGAAAGGAUGACCGGAGUGGGGACCUGAGGGCUGAAGUGGGGUGGACACUAAUGAUGUUGGCUAAUUUUGUUUCCAUUUGAUUUAGGAUGAGCGAUUGCUGCUUGUCUUUGAGCUUGCGCCCAGCACAGGGCGCCUGGUGUGUGUGCCCUGUGCAUGUUGACCAGUGCCAUGAAGUAGGGAACCACGGACCCGGGCCACUGUGCCCACCUCCUCCCUCUAGCAGUCUGCCUGCUCUCUUGGUCCACAGAGUUUGGAAAACAUUUCGUUGCUUCAUUUUCCGUUAGCAUGGAGGUUUUCUCAAAGAAAAGGGAUAUGGUUUGGAGAGAGGUUGUGGAAAGGCUGUUGCUUUUGACAUUGGUUCCUCAUCAAUCUAAACUUGCUUGCUUCCUUUGUUGAAAGAAACCCCCAAGAACUGUGCCAAGUAAACAUUUGAGUGACUGUUUAGAAUAUGGUUUUCUUAAUUGGUGAUCAUGAGGAAAACAUGCAUUUUUAAUUUGGAAGAAAGAAGUGACAGUUACCAUGGUUCCGUUUACCUUGAUUAGCGGAGUGAUUUGCUGGAGUGUUCCAGAGGUGCAGAAUCAUUGCAGGUUCUGAAUAGACUGAAAACACAACUAAUUCCUAAAA
Ochotona princeps (American pika) is the source of this 3082-nucleotide messenger RNA. RefSeq names its product GA binding protein transcription factor subunit beta 2 (gene GABPB2). The transcript is spliced from 9 exons. Gene Ontology annotation, cellular component: nucleus. The coding region runs from base 322 to 1560 and encodes 412 amino acids. NCBI's taxonomy places the organism in Eukaryota, Metazoa, Chordata, Mammalia, Lagomorpha, Ochotonidae. Gene Ontology annotation, biological process: positive regulation of transcription by RNA polymerase II. The record is from RefSeq and is a predicted model, not a curated record. Gene Ontology annotation, molecular function: transcription cis-regulatory region binding; protein binding.